AUGUCUGGUGGGACGAACAUUCAUCCUCAGACGACAGCACUCGUAAAAGAUGAACCUUCUCACAAUAUUCUCCGGUCUAGCCUUAGCCAGCGCACCCCUCUCCAAGAAACAGAGACAAGCUCGGAUGGCCUACCCUCUUCCACACGAGCCCAUUGGAUGCGAGUAGCGAGUUCAGCAAACCUCGCCAUCUCGGCUUGCCCCUUUGCACCAUACGGAACUGCUGUAGUUAAUCACACGCUUUCACUAUCCAACUCUAGCCACCCAGGAGAAUUGAUAUGUACGGGAGUCAAUGACAACCAUCAUACUGGCAAUCCCAUACUACAUGGAGAGAUGGCAGCUUUUGUGAACUGUAGCAACAUCUUGACUGAUGCUACGGGAAAAUAUCAACUUUCUGCUACAGAAGCACGAGAGGCUUGGAAGGAAUUUUCACUGUAUACUACUGCUGAGCCGUGUCCGAUGUGUGCUGGGGCAAUUGCUUGGGCUGGAUUGAGAGAAGUGGUGUAUGGAACUAGUAUACAACGAUUGAUUGAGCUAGGUUGGCCGCAGAUUGAGAUUGGCAGUCAAGAAGUUAUGGAUAGGGCUUGGAGGCUAAGUGGUAAGACGGAGGUUGUGGAAGGUGUACUUCGAGAAGAGAUGGACAGGUGGUUUGGAUGGCAGUUUAGAGAUGGAGUAUGUCCUGAGGGAUGCAAGAGGAGGGGUGGUGGUUGCUUGCCAGACGAGUAG
This is a messenger RNA of Aureobasidium namibiae CBS 147.97, 723 nucleotides long. Its product is annotated as cytidine deaminase-like protein. NCBI's taxonomy places the organism in Eukaryota, Fungi, Ascomycota, Dothideomycetes, Dothideales, Saccotheciaceae. The coding region runs from base 1 to 723 and encodes 240 amino acids. Gene Ontology annotation, biological process: purine nucleoside catabolic process. Gene Ontology annotation, molecular function: guanosine deaminase activity. The transcript is spliced from 3 exons. The record is from RefSeq and is a predicted model, not a curated record.